Molecule: messenger RNA, 2043 nt
Organism: Musa acuminata subsp. malaccensis (wild Malaysian banana)
Lineage: Eukaryota; Viridiplantae; Streptophyta; Magnoliopsida; Zingiberales; Musaceae
Source: RefSeq, a predicted model, not a curated record
GGGAGUUAAUGAGUUACUCUUUGAAAUAUAUAAUAAGGAUUAGUCUCAUGCUUUAAAUAAAAAGAAGAGUUAAGUGCGUCUUCCACUAAAGUCUCCGAGCGCAGACCGAAGCCGUCUCGCUCGACCAAUUCCCGACUCUGGGAGCCAAACCAUGGCCUUAUCCUUGUUCUCCUCCUCCUCGUCCGCCGCUUUCACUGUCGUGGCCUGCCCUGCGCGGUCGCCGCUGCCUCGAAGAUUGCCGCCUGCCGUGUGCUUCGCCCGCGCGGUUGAUACCGCGCCACGCGCCACCUUGCCCUGCGCUACUUCUGCUUACCCUCCGCAACCCUUCGUCCCUGAGGUGGCUGAAGCAGUGGAGUCCUUGUAUUCCGAGUUCAGAGAGGUUGACAAUUUGGUGGCGCACAACUCUAUGCGGGUUCUGAAAGCUUUUCAGAACGCUGGAGUUGGAUCUCAUCAUUUCAAUGGAUGCACUGGCUAUGGUCAUGAUGAUGGUGGGGGCCGUGAAGCACUUGACUCUGUUUUUGCUGAAAUUGUUGGGGCAGAAUCAGCAAUAGUUCGUUCUCAGUUUUUCUCUGGCACACAUGCUAUUGCUUGUGCUUUGUUUGCUUUUCUGAGGCCUGGGAAUGAGCUUUUAGCAGUUGCUGGAACUCCUUAUGACACCUUAGAGGAAGUAAUUGGGAUUAGAGAAUCAUCUAUCACUGGAUCUCUGAAAGAUUUUGGAGUGACAUACCAUGAAGUUCCACUUGCAGAAGAUGGGGGCCUCGACUGGGAUGCCCUUUCUUUUGCUGUGAGACCCCACACGAAAUGUGCCUUAAUACAGAGGUCAUGCGGCUAUUCUUGGCGCCGAAGCUUGAGCAUAGCAGAUAUUGAAAGAGCUAUUAGAGUGAUAAAGAUGCAGAAACCAGAUUGCAUGGUCAUGGUGGAUAACUGCUAUGGUGAAUUUGUGGAAACAUAUGAGCCUCCUAUGGUGGGAGCUGAUUUAAUUGCUGGGAGCUUGAUAAAGAAUCCUGGUGGAACAAUUGCACCUUGUGGUGGGUAUGUUGCGGGCAAAAGAACAUGGGUCGAGGCUGCAGCAGCCCGUCUCUCUGCACCUGGUCUUGGGGUAGAUUGUGGAUCCAUGACUGGUGAUGUUAGGCGAGCACUUUUCCAGGGCUUGUUUCUUUCACCCCAAAUGGUUGGAGAAGCAAUAAAGGGGGGUUUACUCAUUGCAGAGGUUAUGUCAGUGAAAGGCUAUAAGGUCCAACCACUUCCGCGAGCACCUCGCCAUGAUACUGUGCAGGCGGUACAGCUUGGAGGGCGAGAGCGUCUGAUAUCUUUCUGUGAAGCUGUGCAAAGAAGUUGUCCUAUAGGAUCUUAUAUAAAGCCAAUUGCUGGUGUUACUCCUGGAUAUGCAUCAGAGGUAAUUUUUGCGGAUGGAACAUUUAUAGAUGGAAGUACAAGUGAGCUGUCAUGUGAUGGACCACUUAGGGAGCCAUUUGCAGUUUUCUGUCAGGGAGGGACUCACUGGACUCACUGGGCACUUGCUCUGGGAGAAGUUCUAAGGGUAAUAUAAUGGUGGCAUUGGAACAAGUUGAUCUUUCAAGUCGGUGAUGGGGCAUUCCACAAGCACUUGGUGAAGGUAUUAUGUUCACGAAACUAGUCUUAUGUGCAAAAUAUGCUGCAUUUCUCGUUGUGCAAAAAGAGAAGUAAAGUAAUUAAUCUUUGAUAACCAGUAUUUCUCUGUCUUUCAUUCCAGGAAGCUCGUUAACUCUAGUUGACUGACUAAUAAAGCAAUUAUUGUCCAAGCAUUUUUUACUCGGGGGAAAAGGGGGUGUUUUACUUGGAAGAACUGAAAGAUUUUGCUGCCAUCAGACAUGUCUUAGAUGUUAGUUAAUAUGACCCUGAUCGAGGAAUGGUAUUUUCGUAUUCAUAUCUUUCGGUUGAGAAGGCUUAAGUCUAAUGAAUUGGGUUUUGUUCCCAAAUAUUGUUCAUCACCCUAUGAUAUGUUUUUUUAUUUUUAUUUUUUCCGUAAAGGACAAGCUUAGGUUCUUGGGAUCAAUUUUUUUU